Sardina pilchardus (European sardine) is the source of this 1277-nucleotide messenger RNA. RefSeq lists its product as uncharacterized. NCBI's taxonomy places the organism in Eukaryota, Metazoa, Chordata, Actinopteri, Clupeiformes, Clupeidae. The coding region runs from base 192 to 866 and encodes 224 amino acids. The record is from RefSeq and is a predicted model, not a curated record. The transcript is spliced from 6 exons.
UACUAGGUCAAACAGUGUAAACGAAAAGGCGAAAUAAAGUUGAGCGAAACACUUGUAUUUUCUCCGACGCGGAAUAUUAUUUUAAUAGUGUGGACUAAAGACACUAUUUUACAUGGGAUUAUACUCGUUGGAUUCGUAGGCAAGAAGCUAAAACUAAACUACUCGGGCACUUGGCUCGGUCUACAACAACAAUGGAGAAGUGGAGGAGUCACGUGCGUGGUGAAUUGUUCAAAAGAGACUACCUUCAGAAAGAUCCAUUUCAUGGUUUAUUCGAUUCACUUUCAAGUUUGGAAGAAAAGGUUGGUCUGCGAGACAAACUAUUGGACAGUCUUCAGACUCGUGAAAGACAUGGAUGUGGAGCAAACGAUGAGCUGUCACUCAAGCAUCAGCUGGUCUUAAGGGAAAGUGAACAGGAUCGAAUGAAGUUCAGAGAACAGCUCAGAGACCUCACUGCAGCCCUUUAUCUUAAAGAGGCAGAGCUGCAGUACUGCCAUGCACAGGUUGUCCGUUUCCGCAAUGAAGCCUUGGUCUUCGGCCGUGAAAUGGCCACUUUGAAGACCAACAUGGCUGACUACGAGUACUCCCUGGAGCUGCAAUCUAAGGAACUGACCUCUCAGAGAUGGGAGCUGGUGGCUCUAAGAAAUGAGCUCUCUGCUGUUCGGCAAGAGAAAGAGGAACUUCUGGAGCGCUGGAUGAAAGAAAAGAGGCUGGAGGCAAGCCGAGUUAACAAAUACAAUCAAAUGCAAGAAAGGUGGCAGCGUUUUGCUGAACAUAUGGGCACCCGUAACCACCCAGAAGCUCAACAGCUACAUCCAGCGGAUGGUGAACAGGAUCUGACAGAUGAGCCUUCGGUCAUGAAGAGUUAAUUUCAGUUGGUUGCAAUUUAUAGUGGUUGCAUAACCAAGACAUUUUAAAAUAAGUUAUACUUAUACUGUAUAUGUUUGCACAUUUUAAAAUAUUUAUUUACAGGAUGGGGAAUACUAUUUAAUGGAUCUUUGUUGUAUUUGAAUUGUGCAAUUGUAAGUAGGUGCAUUAACUACUCAAUGUUAGAAAUGGCUGAUACCUCAUUUAAUUUUCAGAUACCUCUAAUGUUUACUUUUGUGAUGGAUUUGAUCAGCAUGUUUCUGACUUAAAACUAAUGUACUAAUUCCUUAUUCACUACUGUGCAUUUAAGUAUAGGUCUUACUUGAUCAUAACAGAUUUCUUUUAAUUCAGUCUGCAGUGAUAGCAUUUCAGUGUUUUUCUAAAAAUACAACAAAAUAAAAACAUUCAGCGUA